Molecule: messenger RNA, 2146 nt
Organism: Magallana angulata
Lineage: Eukaryota; Metazoa; Mollusca; Bivalvia; Ostreida; Ostreidae
Product: linear primary-alkylsulfatase-like
Exons: 5
Coding region: 181-1950 (589 amino acids)
Biological process (GO): dodecyl sulfate metabolic process
Molecular function (GO): protein dimerization activity; linear primary-alkylsulfatase activity
Source: RefSeq, a predicted model, not a curated record
AGCUCGUCUCCAUACCAUAGUCCUGUUUGAUUGGUCAUCUCGUGGACCAUGCCUGAGUUGAUUUACUCAAGGUCACUUACGUAUACAGCGUACACGAGCAAGCCCGGGCUGAGCGACCAUGAAUUAAGCCCUCAUUUCAGACCAGUUUGAAAAUUUUCCAGCGAUAGUUCACAACCAGCCAUGAACACGGUCGAGUUUUUGUUCGUACUUCUGGUGUGUGCCCUCGCUGCUUUUGUUGGGUAUCAGGUUCAACUGUCAUCCAAAAAACCAGAAUUAAGUACUCGAGUUAUCCGGGAUAUGGUAGCCGAAAAAGAAUUGGUGGAACAUUCGAAAGAAUUCCAGAAAAAGGAAAUACGGAAGGUUUCGGACAACAUCUACAUGGGCAUUGGCUAUGCUUUGGGUAAUGCCAUCAUGGUCAUUGCUCCGGACGGCCUCAUCAUUGUUGACGUCACAGAAAGCAGUAUGGCGGCAAAAGAAAUUCUAGCAGAGUUCCGAAAAAUCACACAGAAACCCAUCAAAGCUAUCAUUUACACUCACCAUCACACAGAUCAUAUCGGGGGAGUGGGAGGUUUUAUUGAAGAUCCCUCCAACUUACCGGAUAUUUGGGCUCACGAACAACUUCCGCUGGAAAUACGAAAGUUUCAUACAACCGCCUAUGGAGCAAAAUUUAAGCGUUCAAUGCGGCAGUUUGGGGUGUUUGUGACAAAGGAUAAAUUUCAGAACGCCGGAAUUGGAAUCCAGUUGAAUUAUGGCAAAGCAAAAGACUCUAUGGGCUUCAUUCUUCCAAAUAAACUUCUCGAGGAAAUGGAAUUAGAUACAAACAUAGCAGGGUUAGACGUCCGGCUCAUGAAAAUUCCCGGGGAAACAAGUGAUCAAAUCGGUCUAUGGGUCCCAUCUUACAAGGCGUUUAUGUGUGCAGAUGAUAUAUACCGAGCAUUUCCGAACAUCUAUACCAUUCGGGGCGCCCCAGCCAGGGACCCUGUCGCCUGGUACACGUCUUUACAAAGAAUGUUGGAUUUGAAACCAGAAUAUCUUGUACCCAGUCACACCCAGCCAAUUAUAGGCAAAGAAAAUGUACAGAAAGUCCUCGAGGUGUACAGAGAUGGUAUUCAGUUUGUUCAUGAUCAAGCCAUUCGGUUUAUCAACAAAGGUUAUUCUCCAGAUGAUGUAGUCAAACACGUGAUCAUGCCUGAUAAACUUCGUCUGCAUUCUCACUUAAGAGAAUUUUAUGGCACAGUCCCAUGGUCAGUUAAAGGUGUAUUUCAACUGUAUCUUGGUUGGUUUAGUGGCGAUCCAGUUGACCUAUUUCCGUUAUCCAACUCGGAUAAAGCUAGCCGUAUAGUGGCGCUUGCAGGCGGUGUAUCUGAAGUGUUGAGUGCGGCAAUCAAGGCUUGGAAUGACAACGAUAUACAAUGGGCCCUUGAGUUAGCUUCAUACGUUUUGGUGGUUGAUGACAGGAAUGCAGAGGCCAGAAAACUAAAGGUGGAUUGUCUCACACUCCUAGGAAUGCGGAACAUUAAUGCUAUUGCAAGCAACUACUACAUUACCAGUGCUCUGGAAACUUCAGGCGCAUUGCAUCUAGAAAUCGACGAUAAACACAGAGCGGAGAUUAUACAGGCACUCGGAGCGCGAGAGUUAUUCGAACUGGUGACAACUAUGUACAAAUACGAAGAAUGCGGAGGUCGUUCCGAUGUAGUGGUGUUCGAAAUCACUGAUAAGAAGGAACUGUACACUAUACAGCUGCGAAACUUUGUAGCCAUCAUGAGAGCCGACAUCAGACCGGAACAAUAUGAUCUCCGCGUGAGUACCACAGAACAAGCAGUGAAGACAAUGAUGGCGGAGAGGAUUGUAAAUGUACGCUUGCGAGAUCUGAAGGAUUUCAAACUUGAGGGUAGCGAAGAAAAAUUCAGAAGUUUCAUGGCUUGUUUUGAAUCCGAUUGGAAUAAAUGAAAAACUUAGUUUCUUGACGAACAUAAAUGAAUUUAUCAUCAUUUAUCAUCAUCAUAUAUUCAUUAAUGUAUGCAAUUAAAGCAAGCUCUCUCUCUCUCUCUCUCUCUCUCUCUCUCUCUCUCUCUCUCUCUCUCUCUCUCUCAUGUUGACAUAAAAAUAAAACUUUAAAAAAUGAAUAAACAUUAUGAUAAUUGUU